This is a messenger RNA of Neodiprion fabricii, 1059 nucleotides long. RefSeq names its product regucalcin-like. Gene Ontology annotation, biological process: L-ascorbic acid biosynthetic process. Bases 124 to 1059 code for a protein of 311 amino acids. The transcript is spliced from 5 exons. Lineage: Eukaryota; Metazoa; Arthropoda; Insecta; Hymenoptera; Diprionidae. Gene Ontology annotation, molecular function: calcium ion binding; gluconolactonase activity. The record is from RefSeq and is a predicted model, not a curated record.
AUACAUAUAUGAGAAAAAGAAGCUAUAUCAUCGUAAUCCUAGUUCAUUUAUUCAAUUGUGGUCACUUAUUUAAAUUGUAUAACACUGUAAGUGCAGUUUAAUUAUUUACAGCAAUUUCAUUAAAUGGCUCCAAACAUAAAAAUUGUGCACAAUGAGAAACUAGUUCUUGGUGAGGGUCCAUACUGGGAUCAUGUUGCUCAAGUGCUCUAUUAUGUUAAUGUAUUGGAAAGUACUAUUUUCAAAUAUGAACCAAGUACUGAGAAAUUCACCCAAGUUAUUGUAGAUAAGGAAAAAAAAUCGAGUGUGAGCUUCGUUAUACCUGUAGAAGGUAUCAAAGACAAAUUUGUCAUUGGGUAUGGAAACAAACUUGCCCUUUUGACUUGGAAUGGUAUCAGUACUUAUCCAACGAAUCUUGAAAUACUUAUCAGUUUGAAUGAAGCAACUGACACUGUAUUUAAUGAUGGCAAAGUUGAUCCCAGAGGUCGUUUGUGGACCGGGACAGUAUUCCCAGGUGUCAUCACUGGAUCCCAAGAACGACGCGGAGAGUUAUAUAGAAUGAAUUCACAAGAAAAGUGUGUCACAAGUCAUGCUACUGGUAUAGGAAUUAGCAACGGUCUUGCAUGGUCAACUGAUCACAAAAUAUUUUACUACAUCGAUAGUUUGAAUAAUACAGUUGAUGCAUUUGAUUAUAAUAUUAACAGUGGAGAACUAUCCAACCGUCGUAUAGCUUUUGACUUCGUGAAGAAUAAUUUGAAGGGGUUUCCUGACGGGAUGACUAUAGAUGUAGAAAAUAAACUGUGGGUUGCAGCAUUCAAUGGAAGUGCUGUACAUCAAGUAGACCCUGAAACUGGUUCUCUUCUUCAAUCUGUAAAAUUCCCUACCUCACAGAUAACUUCUGCCACGUGGGGAGGACCAAACUUGGAUGAACUCUAUGUCACAAGUGCCAGUCACUCGGAAACAGGACAGAAUUUUUACGCAGGACGCUUGUUUAAAGUUACAGGACUCGGUACAUCUGGUCUCCCAGGUUUCUCAGUCAAAUUACAAAUACAAAGGGCUUGA